This is a messenger RNA of Lathyrus oleraceus (garden pea), 717 nucleotides long. RefSeq lists its product as uncharacterized. The record is from RefSeq and is a predicted model, not a curated record. The transcript is spliced from 2 exons. Bases 1 to 717 code for a protein of 238 amino acids. Lineage: Eukaryota; Viridiplantae; Streptophyta; Magnoliopsida; Fabales; Fabaceae.
AUGGAAAAGACAGGAGGAAGACGCAUCUACAACAUCAACCCUAGGGCAAAAUAUUUGUCCCAGGAAAUCGACCCCACUAUCUUUCAACAGAACACUGAGGGCAAACACUCCAAGAACAAGGGACUCCAUCAGAACCUCCGUGUCUGGAUGAAGAUCAUCCUAGGAACCAUUCAACAUCGCCCUACAUCAAACUCUUCUGACUAUAUCAACACAGAUCAGAAGUGCAUUCUAUACUACAUCCACAAGGGGCUGAAACUGUGUCUGCCAGCAUUGCUCUUCAAGUAUCUCAAAGACUCUAUCAAAGAUACCAGAAACAACAUGAAGACCAGAAACUACAUCCCUCUGGAGGAUGUCACUAUUGACAUUGGGAGACCUCUGAAUGCUCGGAAUCUGAAGAGCAUGGGGAGAAACUUCUGGGUCAAGACCUCUGCCUUCAAACUGAAAGGCCUCUCUGAACAAGUCCGCUACGACUUCAUCAAAGAUGUUGGUAUAAGGCUCCAAGCUCGCUUGGCCAGAGAGGAUGAGGAAAAUGUCAAGAAAGAAGCAGAAGAGCAAGCUCGUACAGAAGAAGAGCAAAGGAUCAGAGAAGCUGAAGAAAAAGUUGUUGCUGUUGCGGCUGCUGCUGAGGCUGGGGCAAAAGCAUUAGCCGACGUUGAAGAAGCAGCACAUAUUGCUGUAAAGGAAGCUGCCAAGGCAAGGGCUGAUGCUUUAACUUAG